AACUUUUUCUGGCUUUUGGCGGAGAUGAUGAUUAAGAUUCCCGUGAAAACCUUGGGAGCGGCAGCCCACGGCAUCCCGCAGCGGGGCGAGUGGCGAGCGCCGCCCCGCUGGCUGCCGCAGCGCGCGGCCCACAGGCCGCACCUAUACCCAUCGAAUUCUCCGUUCACCUUUAAAACGGUGAGGUGCAGGGGCAUGGCCUGCGCUCCUUGGCAUUUCUUUGGAGUAACAGUGGAAAGGAAGGAAGAAAGCAAGCGCCGAGCCUUGGACGGUGGUGUAUGGCAGGCUUCUUCAUGUGAGCCCUUCCCUGUCUCUUCCCCUUCGGUAAUCGCUUAUGGAAUCCAGUAAUCCCUCCUCCCAGCAGCAGCGCGGGAAUAUCACGCCACCAAAACAUUGGCAACAAGUUGGGAGCUCGUCUGCACCUUUCAAACCUCCCUCACCUGGAAGCACAAGUAAUGUUGUUGAGGCAUCUGGGACUGCGAAACCUGGGGUAGCAGCUUCUGGUGCCGAGGGGAAUGAGUCGGCAAAUUGGAGUGCUCUUGGUAAGUCUGUACGUUCAAGACCCUGGGAACAGAACAACGGGAACAGCUAUGGAGGUAGAUAUGUUUCGACUAUGAACUACAAUUCAGGUUAUGGCUCUGGCAUGUAUAAUUCAUAUGGAGGAUUUGGAGGGUCUUAUGGUGGUGGUCUAUAUGGUAAUAGCAUGUACACAGGGUCUGGUGGGCUGCGUGGAGGUUCUGGAGUGUAUUUAGGGAGCAUGUAUAACAGCAGGUUUGGUGGCCCAGUGAAUGGUUAUGGGAUGGCCAUGGGUAGUCCUUAUGGUAAUUUAGAUCCUAAUAACCUCUAUGGUCCUCCCCCAUCACUGCCAGGCUUUUGGAUGUCCUUCAUUCGAGUAAUGCAUGUUGUUGUGAACUUUUUUGGUCGAAUUUCAAUUCUUAUCGAUGAAAACACGCAGGCUUUUCACAUGUUUAUGUCAGCACUCCUUCAGCUCUUUGAUCGGUCAGGUUUGUUAUAUGGUGAGCUCGCAAGAUUUGUGCUAAAGUUGCUUGGGGUGAGAACAAAACCUGGAAGACACUAUCAAUUAGGACCUGGGGAGCUUGUUGGCCCUAAUGCAAAAGGGCAGCAUCACGUUGAAGGCCCAAAUUCUACUAAUGGCUCUUGGGACACUGUCUGGGGAGAAAAUCUUAGUAAAGAAACCAGUUGAGAAAGAUGCAGGUUCAUGUGAGUAACAAAGGCAGCAGUCUAGGUAAAAACAGGAUGUCAAAAAAUAUCAUGUGCAUGACUGAACUCAUGAAAAAGGGCAUAUCUAAGAACUUCCUUUUUUGCUGGAAAAAGAGCAGACUGCAGGCUACCGGUAUUAUGUUGCAUGUUCUCAGUUUCUGUUGUUACUUCAGUGAGUGCCUCCAUGUGAUACUGUAGUUUGUAAUAUGAUGAAGACCAAGUCUGAUUGGCAGAGGCAGAAGCUAUCGUUUCAAUGCAUUGCUGAUAUUUUUGAGAUGAUCCAUGUGGUAAGCUUGGGGCCUCAGAAUAGAUAUCGGCAUUACAUUCCGAGUGCUUAUUUGAGGCUCUGAGAUGGUAGCAGGAGAGUUGAUUCAUAAUGCUACUUCAGGCUCCUGACCUAUGCAGGAGGAUUUUUAAUUAAGUUCAUUGCAGGCCUGUAGACCGGCCACUAAUCCACUGCACUCUCUUGGUUUUUGUAUUCUACUUAUUUGUAUUCUACUUAGAGGUCCGGUCAUGUAGUCUUUGGUUACACUAUUUAAUGCGUUGCCAGUUUAGAUAGGUUGUCCA
This is a messenger RNA of Elaeis guineensis (African oil palm), 1785 nucleotides long. RefSeq names its product peroxisomal membrane protein 13. Gene Ontology annotation, biological process: protein import into peroxisome matrix, docking. Gene Ontology annotation, cellular component: peroxisome; peroxisomal membrane; peroxisomal importomer complex. The record is from RefSeq and is a predicted model, not a curated record. NCBI's taxonomy places the organism in Eukaryota, Viridiplantae, Streptophyta, Magnoliopsida, Arecales, Arecaceae.